AUCAGCCGAGUCGUUGCAUCGCAGGUGACAGUCGCUGAUUUACAAGGGAGCCUCGAAACCAGACUGGUCAGUGGUCACACUCCGAAGUGACAAGUUCCUUCUUAGCGAACAAAAAGAAGAAGUGAAUGAGGAUCCACGGAUAAUCUUGAGGGGUUACUCUGACUUCUCGUCUCCCUGUCAAUUAGGCCUAUAUACUUACACAUCUGCUGGUGGAUUAAAUGGCAUUUUACAAGCACGAAGGUCUGGAGGAGCCCACGGAACCAGAAUGCCCGGUGUGUUACGAGAGCCUGUCGGGCAGCGAGAGGACCCUGAGCUGUGGACAUGUCUUCUGCCACGACUGUCUGGUGCGGACGCUGGUCAGCAUCACCCGAGACGGAGUGAUCAGAGACACUAUCAUCUGCCCUGUGUGCCGACACCUCACGUUCAUAAAGAAACAAACAGACGCCGUGGUGUCAAUGCUCAACGAAGAGAAAGAAGAGACCAAGCAGGGGGAGCAGACGCUGAAGGUCCCUAUUCCCGCGCCCGCGGGCGCGGAGUACUUUGCGCAUUACCCGGGGGCUCUGUUGCAGUCUGCCGCGAGAACUGUCCCUCUGGGCUUCGACUGGAGGCGCUGUUUCCGGCGGAUGGGGGCUUUGCGGCGACAGAUACUGGUGUUCCCCAACCUGGACCAUAACGCGUCUCAGAUCUUCAUCAUCAGCGAGCAGGGUCGCCCCAUGGCCGAGGAGGACGCGCUGCGGGAGGUCUCCACAGUGGUGGUGGUGCAACAACCGCCUGUCCGGCCCAGGCGCAUUAAGAUCUGCACCACGGGACGUUGGUUGCUCUUCUUGCUAUCCAUCUUCACUUUACUUGCACUGGUGGCUGCCACUUUACCUUGGAUAUUAUUAGCUUAACUAUGUAGGCCUACUAACUAUCCAAUCUGAACUGUGUAAACUUGCUUGACCACUUAGCUGCCGCAGAUCCAACCAGCCGAGUCCUUGCAUCCUAGCUUGCUAGCCUCGAAACUAGACCGGUCACACUCAAAAUUGAGAAGUUCCUUCUCAGCGAACAGAAGGAAGUAGUGAAUAACGAUCGACGGAGAAUCUUAAGGGGUUACUCUGACUGCUCGUCUCCCUGUAUAGACUUACACAUCUGCUGGUGGAUUAGAUGGCAUUUUACAAGCACGAAAGUGGAGGAGCCAACGGAACCAGAAUUCCCGGUGUGUUACGAGUGCAUGUCCGGCAGCGAGAGGACCCUGAGCUGUGGACAUGUCUCUUACCACGACUGUCUGGUGCGCACGCUGGUCAGCAUCACCGGAGACGGAGUGAUCACAGUCAGAGUCAGAGACACCAUCAUCUGUCCUUUGUGCCGACACCUCACGUUUAUAAAGAAACAAGCAGACGCCGUGGAGGCGAUACUGCUCAACGCCAAGAAAGAAGAGACCAAGCAGGGGGAGCAGACGCUGAAGGUCCCCAUCCCCGCUCCCCCGGGCGCCUUUACGCAUUACCCGGGGGCUCUGUUGCAGUCCGCCGCGGACGUCCGGCCCAGGCGCACUUCUUGCCGUCCGUAUUCAAUAUAGCCUACUUGCACUGGAGGCUGCCCCUUUGCAUUGGAUUUUUUUUGGCUUAACCGUGUGUGAUUGGUUUUACUGUAGGCCUACAGCUGCAAUGUGUUUUAUGGAGACCUGACAAUAGUGCUAAGCAUUAAGAUACCCGAUGAGUUGGAAUGCAUAAUAAAUGACCAUUGUAAUCUCAAUAAUCAAA
Gadus macrocephalus (Pacific cod) is the source of this 1739-nucleotide messenger RNA. Its product is annotated as RING finger protein 222. The transcript has a single exon. NCBI's taxonomy places the organism in Eukaryota, Metazoa, Chordata, Actinopteri, Gadiformes, Gadidae. The record is from RefSeq and is a predicted model, not a curated record. The coding region runs from base 219 to 890 and encodes 223 amino acids.